AUGGCUAUGACAUUGAAAUCAAGGUCAUGGUUCUUCCAGCAACGUGAUGGUGAAGAUUGGGCACCAUUUUGCAAUCUAUGGAGCCAAACAAAUCUUCUUUGGAGGAAGAACUUUGAUUUGAUGAGGAAUGUUGGGUGUUUGGGAAAGGAGAGAAGUGAGAAGAAAAGGUUGUUUCUCAGGUGCUGUAGUAAUGGCAGCUGUGGAAAUGGGUGGAAUUCAAUGGCGGAAAAUGAGAAUUUUGUGAAGAUGAUGAGAGAAGCUGAGCCAUAUUUUCGGGCACAUAGAGGCAGCACAUUCGUCCUCGUAUUAUCUGCAGAAAUUGUUGACAGUCCUUUCUUGGGUUCCAUACUCGAG
Ilex paraguariensis (yerba mate) is the source of this 354-nucleotide messenger RNA. The record is from the annotation of a GenBank genome assembly. NCBI's taxonomy places the organism in Eukaryota, Viridiplantae, Streptophyta, Magnoliopsida, Aquifoliales, Aquifoliaceae.